Messenger RNA from Tuber aestivum (summer truffle), 1084 nucleotides. The record is from the annotation of a GenBank genome assembly. Lineage: Eukaryota; Fungi; Ascomycota; Pezizomycetes; Pezizales; Tuberaceae.
CCUUCCGCCAUCGUUCGAACCAUGUCGACAAUCACUAGCACUGCUCUCCAGAGCUCUCAGGCGUACGUUUCUCUCUUAUUCUCCUCCUCUCAUUAGCAUCCUUCUAUCAACAACUCUCGUCCCCCUGCUACUCCCCCACACGUCCUCAAUGGAAGAGCCCGAAACUUACACUCAGGAUGAGCGAUUCGACCAAUUUUUUAGCCCAAUCCUACCAGCUUCCUUCUCCGCGAACCAGCCAAAGACCAUCCGUCUUUACCCGUUAUCUAACUACACCUUCGGUACCAAAGAGAACCAGCCCGAAGAGGACCCCUCUGUCCUCGCCCGUCUGCAGCGUUUACAAGAACAUUACGAGCAGUAUGGUAUGCGACGCACCUGCGAAGGCAUCCUUGUUUGUCACGAGCACUGUCAUCCGCAUAUCCUCAUGCUUCAAAUUGCCAAUGCUUUCUUCAAGUUGUAUGCUUACGUUCCCUUUUGGUUCUCGCUGCCAUUUUUGUUGCUGAUAGGGAGUGUGUGAUUGCUAGGCCAGGCGAUUACCUCCAUCAUCACGAGAGCGAGCUGGAAGGUUUCAAGUCUCGUCUAAAUGAACGCCUUGCUCCUGUCGGUAGCCAAUUUUCCGGCGAGGGUGUUAACGAUGAGUGGGAAAUUGGUGAUACUCUCGCUCAGUGGUGGAGGCCAAACUUUGAGACUUUCAUGUACCCAUUUAUCCCAGCGCAUGUCACCAGGCCUAAAGAGUGCAAGAAGCUAUACUUUAUCCAGCUCCCCAGAAGCAGUUCCGUCUCCCCCUUCCUUCCAUCUCGCAAAAUACUUUGCUGAUAAUGCGACUGCGCAUGGGGAUCCAGAGGUACUAUCGGUUCCGAAAAACAUGAAAUUAUUGGCCGUACCGCUUUUCGAGUUGUAUGAUAAUACUGCACGUUACGGUCCUCAGCUUUCUGCAAUCCCCCAUCUGCUUAGCAGAUACAACUUUGAGUUCGUUGAUGAGAACGGAAAGGUUGUCGCGGUCACCCCAGGCGGGGGUCCCGACGGAGAGCCGCAGACAAAGGUACUCGCAGGAGGGGAGGAGAAUGGGGAUAUCAAAACUGAAUAG